This is a messenger RNA of Lycium ferocissimum, 1402 nucleotides long. RefSeq names its product clavaminate synthase-like protein At3g21360. NCBI's taxonomy places the organism in Eukaryota, Viridiplantae, Streptophyta, Magnoliopsida, Solanales, Solanaceae. The coding region runs from base 138 to 1103 and encodes 321 amino acids. The transcript has 3 exons. The record is from RefSeq and is a predicted model, not a curated record. Gene Ontology annotation, molecular function: oxidoreductase activity.
UACCAUAAUUCACCUCUCUUUUCUUCUAUAAAUACCAUAACCCCUUUCCUUUCCAAUUCAAGAAUCCAUAGCCAAAAAAACCAAGAAAACAAAGAGCCAAUUACAAGAAGAAUAAACACAAAGAAAUUAAGAGAGAAAUGGAAUACACUUGCAAGGAUUUUAAGGUGGGCAAAUGUGAAGGAGAAAAAUUGGUAGAUGGUGAAACUAUGCCAUUAGUUCUAAACCCUAUUGAACCAAACAAGAAUGACAUCAAAUCAUUGCUUGAAGCUUUGGACAAUAACAAGGAAUGGUUUGAUAAUAUGAUCACAAAAAAUAGUGCUGUUCUUCUAAGAGGAUUUGAUGUGCAAAAUGCACAAAAUUUCAAUGACAUUAUUGAAACUUUUGGUUGGGAAGAUAUUAGAUAUGUUGGACCAGCACCAAGGACACAUAUUUACAAGAGAGUAUGGACUGCUAAUGAAGGACCUCUUUCUGAAUUCAUAUAUUAUCAUCAUGAAAUGGUCCUUAUAAAGGAAUUCCCAAAGAAAGUGAUACUGUACUGUGAAAUACCACCACCAGAAGGUGGGGAAACACCCUUUGUUCCAAGUUUUAGAGUAACAGAAAGAAUGAUAGAGGAAUUCCCAGAAGCUGUUGAAGAAAUAGAAAAGAAAGGACUGAAAUAUACAUUCAGUGCUCCAAGUAAGAAUGACGAAGGUUCCAUGAGAGGCAGAGGCUGGGAGGAUACUUUUGGUACUUCUGAUCCUGCUGAAGCUGAAAGAAGGGCUAAAGCACUUGGAAUGGAGAUGGAAUGGCUACCCAAUGGUGGUGUAAAGGCGAUCUUGGGACCAAGAUAUUUAACAAAGGUGUUUGAUGGGAGAAAAGGAAGAAGAAUGUGGUUCAACACAUUGGUUGGCAUGUAUGGUAAAGAUAUAAGCUCAGCCAUGAUGUUUGAUGGAACUGAAAUACCAAAGGAAAUAGUAAAAAAAUGUGAAGAGAUAAUUGAAGAAGAAAGCAUACAAUUCAAAUGGCAAAAGAAUGAUGUUCUCUUCCUUGAUAACUUAGCUACACUUCAUGGUAGAAGGCCUUCUCUUCCACCUAGGAAGGUCCUUGUUGCUACUUGCAAGUAAAUUAAAUUUCUGAGCUGAGCUGAGAAGAGAAGAGAAUUUUCACGUGUUCAGCUCAUGAAAAAUAAUCGGGAUGGUUUCUACGCGAGGAGGCGUGUCGAAAAAUAAGUUAAUCAUUUUAAGUUGGUAUUAUUAGAGUAUGAAAAUAAGGGAAGUAGAGACUUUGGAGAUGUAUCAUUUUGCUACAUCACCAGAUUCUUCCUAGAGUUUUAUGUAUUAUCAAGCUUUUGUUUGUGAGUUUGAAAUAAAAUGUACUAGUAGAAUUUCGUAAUAAAUGUAAUUUGGAGAUGUACCGUUAUGUU